This is a messenger RNA of Saccostrea cuccullata (small rock oyster), 4786 nucleotides long. RefSeq lists its product as uncharacterized. The record is from RefSeq and is a predicted model, not a curated record. The transcript is spliced from 17 exons. Bases 129 to 4520 code for a protein of 1463 amino acids. NCBI's taxonomy places the organism in Eukaryota, Metazoa, Mollusca, Bivalvia, Ostreida, Ostreidae. Gene Ontology annotation, molecular function: ATP binding; ATP-dependent protein folding chaperone.
GCGGACUUUCCCGAUAGUGUGUUUAGAUUCGUUGGGUCUGCCAUGUUACAUGUUAUCGUUGAAAAUUACGAAGACGUAAUCUGAGGGAUUUCAGCCAUGAACAAGAUUCACCCUUCACCAUUUUUAAAAUGGGUGUUUUAGGCCAACUACCAGUUUCAGGGAGUGGAUCGAUGGGAGAUCAAGAACCAAGUAGCCCAGUUUCAGAUUCUGGAAUAAGUUCGGCAUCCAGUUUAUCACCACAAAUGUCUCUCAUUGAGGAUUGUCCUUGUAAGGCCGUACAGAGAGGCUACACAUUUUUGCGAGACAGAAUACAAGAGGAACAGCUGAUAGGCUACCUCUGCGUUGUUUGUGAGAUGCCACAGCUGUCGGAUGAAGAUAAACUAGAACUGAGAAAAGGAGGGGGGUGUCGUCUUAAACAAGAACUAUUGAAACAAGUUAUUAAGAAAGGAGAAGAGACAUGCAAAGCAUUCCUGGAAAAAUUGAGACAUUUCCCCUUCUUGUACAACGAGUUGUGUCAAACUUUGGCGAAUGAGAUCAGAAAUGAGGAUGCUGAAUCACCACCUGAUCUAACACAAGACCAGUGGAGUUACCAUGAAGAUACCUUGAUAGAAGAAAUGGAACCAAGUCGUAUCUCAGAUCUUCUUUUCAGUCAGUGUGAACUAAGUGUUGCCGAACAUGAUGAAAUUGAGAAGCAUCAUGGAAGAAAAAAGAAAGCAAAGGCAGUGAUUGUAAAAAUGAGACAAAGAGACAAAAUACCUGUACUUUGGCGUGCACUAGAAACUACCAAGUGCAAAAAAGCUAUUGAACACAUCAGAGAGAAUGUGUGCAAUCGGCAUGGUUUGCUUCCUAGUGACUCGGUGAGCUGUGUAAGAUUCAACUACAGGAAUCUCUUAACAGAAUUUAAAACUGAGGAGAGACGACAAAUUGUAUUUGACUCUUUAAGAGAAGACAUUUUUCAUCAUCUUAAUGCAUUGCCAAAGGUGAACCAUCUGAUCAAAAACGGUCUACGUAAAGAGAGAAGAGGGUGUGAAAGUCUUCUUACAUUUCUUCGUGAAGUAAACAAUGGAUUUUUAAGAAAAAUGACAACAAGGCUUGAUGAAAGAAGAAGAAACGGAAGAGGAACACUACACAGGGAACAUUCCAUCUCCUAUAAAAGACUGAGAACUCUGAAAGAUUAUCUUCUAGAGGAAUUAGAACCAAUGCCUGUAUCCGAUGUUAUGUUGGAAGAGCGAGCAUUCUCAUUAGACGUCCAUGACACUAUAGAGGAGCAAAAAGGGAGACGUCAACGAUCAGAGGCGGUCUAUAACGGACUUUUAAUGGACAGGUCGGAGCUGACCUUGGAAAGUUUCUUGUUUGCACUUAGAGAAAACAAGUUGGAACAUAUCUUAAAUACAUUCAGAAGGCCAACAGAUGGACAGGUUCCCCAUACAGAGCAAAGAAACUUAGAUGAUGAUGAUGAUGAUGGUCACCUCCCUGACUUCCAGAUUGUACGUGUUGAUGGUGGUAUGCAGCUGCCUGAUGACCUUGCAAUGUCCUCCAAUGUGGAGAUGAUUGUGUCCAUUCCUGUGGUUGGAGAAAGAGAAGUUAUCCAGCGAACUGUAGACAGAAUAAACAAUGACCCUCAGCUAAAGGCCAGGGUCACAGAGACAUCCCACAUGAAGGUUGACAGGGCAGAAAUGGGGUCUGUUGUACUUCAUUUGAUUACACUGACCGAUGAUGCUUGCCACCGAUUUUUAGAUGAAGAAGGGAAGUGUUUGAAGGAGAUGGUAGAAAGGAUUCUAUCAUAUGCUGGAAUCAAAGAGGAACAGAUAAAAGGGAAUAUCUCAGUCACUGUUUUUGCAUCUGAUAAAACAAAUAAAGCAGGUGAAUUGGAUGAACAUGGAAUUGCUGAAAUCAAAAUAAGAGAGAAAUGGAACCUUCUUCUUGAGGAGCUAGAACCCCUCCUCCUUGCUGCUAGCUUAAAAUCAAAGGGGAUCUUUACUGAAGAUGAGGAAAGGAGCUUCAUUGAUGAUUCAACAAGGAGAGAAAAAGUAGAGAAAAUACUGGGGAAACUGUUAGCUAGCAAACGAAAAGAUAACAUUGACCAGUUUAUUGAGACGUUAAAUGAAUUAGGAAAGGAAGAAAUUGCUCUAGAGAUCAAACCAGAACCAAACCUGCAUGAAGAAGCUGAGAAAGUUCGGAAAGGAUUUUUAUACAAAUUUCAGGCAGUAGUAGAUGAAAUGGAAUCAUCCAUUAUUGAAGAUACUUUAAGGCGAUGUGGUAUCGACUCUGAGAACGAGCUGAGCUCAAAACUCGGAAAGAGUCGCAAGGAACGAGCUUACAACUUCCUGAUCUCCAUUCUGUUGAAUGAUAUGUAUGUUCUGGCACUGAAACAUGUAUUAGAGGACCGAGAUUUGAAUGACCUUUUUGAAUUGCCUGAAGAAAUAGAAAGCUCUAUUGGUACAAAGCGUAAGCUUCCUGAAAAUGUUAAGGAAGGAGAUAUUCUCUUCAAGUGUGAAUACAAGUUAUUGAAGAAGGAGGACAUAGACAUGGAAGAAAUCUCUAAGUCCUCGAGUUUUUCUGGAGAAAUAGAAUAUAGCAGAGAAACUGAUAUGAUGCCCAAGUCAUCAAGUUAUUCAGAAGAAGUGGUUUUUAGGAGAGAAACUGACAUGAAGUCUGAAGUAAAACGUGACCCAUUGCCAUUAAGACAGACUGUAAAACAGACCCCUGUUUAUCCCAGAAAGGAAGUCCUACGGCCAAAAAGAAGUCCUGUUCCACGCAGUCAAGUUCCAGGAAAAAUAUAUGGGCGUCCAUGUUCAGAGAAGGGUGAAGAUGAAUGGUCAGUCGUGGUAGCUCUGGACUUUGGAACAACAUAUUCAGGUUUUGCAUUUUGGAGGAAAGAAAAUCCCUCUGAGAUUUAUCCUGGAAAAUGGAAAACAAACUCUGCAGAAGUGCUGGAAUCACUUAAAACUCCCACUUCUUUGCUGUUGAACAAAAAUAAUGAACUUAUAGAGUUUGGAUUUGAGGCAGAGAGGAUUUUCAAAGAAUUGCUUGAAGACAGACUUGAUAGUGAUUACAGAUUUUUCAGUAAAUUCAAGAUGUGUCUUCACCAGAAACAAACAUUUGACAAAGAAAUGGAAAUUGAAGAUCAUUUGGGAGAUUCAGCCAAGGCAAUAGAGGUGUUUUCUAUUGCCAUCAGGUUCCUGAAGGAUGAGUGCACACAACUUCUUGAAGAGAAGAAUAUGAUGGUCGCUGAUGAUGAAAUACGCUGGAUUUUGACAGUGCCUGCAAUAUGGGAUGAAUCUGCCAAGCAGUUCAUGAGAAAAGCAGCAGAACAGGCGGAAAUUCCAUCUCAUCAACUGAAACUAGCUCUUGAACCAGAAGCAGCGGCAAUAUAUGUCAUCAAAGAAUCCAAACAAGUUCUUGGAGCAGAGUCCCUUACGACAUAUGAACCUGGUGCCAAAAUCAUGUUGGCUGAUCUAGGGGGUGGGACAGCUGAUUUCACUGUUCUGGAGUUGUUAGAUGACAGGAAAAUGAAGCAGUUGUAUAGAGCUAGUGGAGGGGCAUGGGGAGGAAAUAUGGUCAACAAAAAUGUCUGGAAUAUGCUCGAAAAUAUAUUUGGAAAAGAUAUCAUUAAAGAAUUCAAGAAGCAAACAGCAGAAUACUUGGAAAUGGAGAGCAAUAUUGAACUGAAAAAACGAGAUCUUACUCUUGAAAGUAGAUUGCAGCUACCUAUAUUUCCAUCCUUUUCUGAUCUUUGCAAAAGCUUGAGGGGAAAGACUUACAAGAACCUGAUCCAAGAAUCACCCUUUGCUGACAUAGUAAAGGUUCGCGUCGGGAAAUUGGUAUUUGAACCAAAAAUGGUGGAGAGAAUUUUUGAUAUGACAUUAUCCCACUUAUUUACUACAGUAGAUAAAAUUCUUGGAAGUCCAAACACGCAUGGAGUCAAUGACAUUAUUCUGGUGGGUGGGUUCUCACAGUCUGAGAUCAUUGUGAAGCAGUUUGAGAAGCGGUUCAGAAGAUACAAGGUCAUAAUACCAACUGAUCCGGGGCUUGCUGUGCUGAAAGGUGCCGUGAUGUUUGGGCAAAACAUUAAUAUUAUUACAUCCAGGAUAAGUCCACACACUUACGGUUUUGAUACAAUGAAGUAUUUUAUGUCAGGAGACCCACAGAAUAAGAGGAAAAAGAUCGAUGGCACAUAUUAUUGUGUUGAUAUUUUUGAGAAGAUGGUUGCAAUUGGUGAAUCUGUGGAUGUUGGAAAAACAGUUGAAAAAGAAGUUUAUGCAGCAUCAGCUGAAAUGACAAAAAUGGGGUUGAAGUUUUAUCAAUCUAAUGAGGAGAAUCCGCAGUUUGUUAGUGAUGAAGGUUGUGUGUGUAUCGGUGAACUGUUGGUGGACAUGCCUGAUAUUAGGGGUGGUAAAGAACGCUCUGUGUUGGUGUCAAUCAAAUUCGGGGAAACGGAAAUCAUGGUCUGUGGUGUGGACAGAACAACGGGAAAAAGACAAGAAACCAAACUUGAUUUAUUGGGAAGGAGAUACUGAAAUUCUGGUGAAUAACAAAAAGUAUUCUGACAAAUACUGUGAACCAAUCACAGUGUAGACUUAGAAACUACAGCAUUCAAAAGACUUCAUUUCACCAUUCAGUUUGUUGUGAAUUCCUUUUGUAGAAAGAUUUUGUUAUAAGUUAUUUCCAAAACAUUAGAGCUGUUAACUUGAUUUAUACGUUUUUGUUGAAUUUGAAUUUCUUAACAAGUAUAGAUCAAAUGAAAUGAACUGAAUUCAAAGUGUUUACUGGGCUAUAAAUAAAA